This is a messenger RNA of Leptosia nina, 1110 nucleotides long. Lineage: Eukaryota; Metazoa; Arthropoda; Insecta; Lepidoptera; Pieridae. The record is from the annotation of a GenBank genome assembly.
AUGACGCAGUUUUUACCACCAAAUUUGCUCGCGCUAUUCGCAGCGAGAGACCCUAUACCAUAUUUGCCGCCGGCCGCUAAAUUACCGCACGAGAAGAAACAAAAAGGCUACGAUGGAGUCGGCGCUUUCCUUGACGUGUUUGAGCACCCAUCAGAAACUCCACCUCCUACUCGCGUGGAAACUAGAGAAGAGAGAAUUGAACGGCGACGUCGGGAGAGAGCUGAGCAGACAGCUUACAAGUUGGAACAGGAGAUAGCUCUAUGGGAUCCAAGUAUUAAUCCUCGGGCGACUGGAGAUCCUUUCAAAACACUCUUUGUAGCUAGAGUUAACUAUGACACGUCUGAAUCCAAACUCAGAAGAGAGUUUGAAGGAUACGGACCCAUUAAAAAGAUCUAUCUCGUAUACAAUAAGGAAGAUGGAAAGCCUCGUGGCUACGCUUUUAUUGAGUACGAACACGAACGGGACAUGCACUCCGCGUACAAACACGCCGAUGGAAAGAAGAUUGACGGCAAACGAGUUCUCGUGGACGUCGAGAGGGCCAGGACUGUCAAGGGCUGGCUUCCGAGAAGAUUAGGUGGCGGUCUAGGCGGCACCAGACGGGGAGGAAACGACGUGAACAUCAAACACUCGGGCAGAGAAGAUAACGAACGAGAGAGAGAGAGAUAUCGGUUGGAGCAGAGGGACAGGGACAGAGAGAGGGACGAGAGAGUCAACAGGGAGAGGGAACGUCCGGCUCGUAGGAGGUCACGGUCCCGUUCUCGACGGCGUUCGACGUCACGCGCGCGCAGGAGGGACCGCGAGAAGAGAGAGGAGGAGCCAGCCGAGAGGCGUCGCCGUCGUUCGCGCUCGCGCUCAGAGAGACGUCGCGAACGACGCGAGAGAGACAAGGACAAAGACAAGGAUAAGGAUAAAGACAGAGACAGGAGACGCCGACGCGACAGAGACAGGAAGGAGACGAAGGUCAAGCCGGAGGACAUUAAGAUCAAGGAGGAGCCGCAGGACGAUUAUCCCGAGUUUUCGCUGCCACCUCUGGACGUUCAGAUCAAGCAGGAACCCGAAGACGAGAACAAGUAUAACCCGGAGGACGCGAAUGGCGACGAUUACUAUUAG